Molecule: messenger RNA, 768 nt
Organism: Cicer arietinum (chickpea)
Lineage: Eukaryota; Viridiplantae; Streptophyta; Magnoliopsida; Fabales; Fabaceae
Source: RefSeq, a predicted model, not a curated record
AUGAAAAUCAAAGCUUUUAAUUUGUGUUUCCUUUGUGCAUUGUUUCUUUUAUCUGUUGUGGCAACAGAGACAUUAAAAGAAGGUAAACAAUAUACAAAAGAGUCAAAGAAAAAUGUUUUGGUAGAUAAGUUUGAUGGUGGGCGAAAACCCAUAGAUAUAGAAUCUUUUGAUCAAAAUAAGCCCGUUGGUGCGGGAAAUAAAACAAGGGAAGAAAGGAUGAUGGAAAAGCAAGCAAAGCAGAAGGAAAGGGAAGCAAAGCAGAAGGAAAGGGAAGCAAAGCAGAAGGAAAGGGAAGCAAAGCAGAAGGAAAAAAAAUUACAGCAGAAGAGAAUAGCUAUGCAAAAGAAAAGAAAGCAGAAGAUACAAGCUUUGUUAAAGGAAGCAAUGGAGCAGGAAAAGAUAGAAAAAAAGAAGAGAGAGGAAGCAAGGAAAUGGGAAGUACGAAUGUUAAGGAUAAUUAAUAAAUUUAGGGAACAGCUAGCAAGGAAAAAGUUAAAGGUAUCAAUCGCAAGGGAAAAAGCUGAUGCAAAGCAGAAGGAAAAGGAAGCAAAGCAGAAGGCAAAGCAGGAGGAAAAGGAAGCAAAGCAGAAGGCAAAGCAGGAGGAAAAGGAAGCAAAGCAGAAGGCAAAGGAAAUAGCAAGGGAAGAAAGGGAAAGGGAAAUGGGAAGGAUCCUUGGUGCGAUGGGAGCAUUAGGUGUUGAUGUCAAGGUUAAAUUGUGGGUCAAUGUGAGGGAAAUAAAGUCUAGUCUUAUGAACAUGGAAGGUUAA